Molecule: messenger RNA, 1332 nt
Organism: Blepharisma stoltei
Lineage: Eukaryota; Ciliophora; Heterotrichea; Heterotrichida; Blepharismidae
Source: the annotation of a GenBank genome assembly
AUGUUAGAAAAUUUAGAUUUCCUGUUUUCUACCAACUAUAUCAUCAUCACUAUAGCAAUAAUUCUUUAUGCUCUCUAUGUACGGAAAUACCGUCACUAUGUAUUUGAGCAAAGUCGUCCUUUUACUAAAGGCAGAAGAAGCAUAGGAAAGACUUUACCACCUUAUCCAAAUGGAUGAUUUUGCGUGGCACGAUCAUCAGAGAUUAAAAAAGGUGAAGCCAAGCAUAUUGAUUAUAAUGGGCAAAAUAUCGCUGUAUUUAGAGGUACUGAUGGAGUUGUUUAUGCAAUAGAUGCUUAUUGCGCUCAUAUGGGAGCAAAUCUUGCUGAAGGAGGCAAAGUUAAGUUUACAAAGGGUCUCCAAUGUCCUUUUCAUGGGUGAAUAUUCGAUGGCUCAACUGGAAAUUGUGUCACUGGCCCUGAUAUGAAGCCAAAAGAGCUAGAUAAAUACGCUUAUACAGAAGUAGUUAAUGAUGCAGGGGUAAAAUUGCCGAUGCCCAAACUAUGUUGCAAAGAGCAAGUUAAAGUAAAGAAAUGGCAAGUAAGAGAGAUGUUUGGGUUCAUUUUUGUGUGGUAUCACGCCAUUGAAAACCUCAGAAUAGCCCCACCAUCUUAUGAACCUCUAGAUAUUUCUGAUUUUACUAAAAGAUUAUCAUAUAGAGGCCAUAGCAUAAAUAAAGUAAAAAGCUUUAUUCAAGAUGUCCCAGAAAAUGGAGGAGAUUUAAUGCAUUUCCUAUAUGUCCACUAUGCUUUUCUUCCUUUUACAGAUGCUUUUAAAGCAAAAUGAAGGGCUUCUUGGUACAGAGGUGAUGAUCCAGAAUUAAGAGAAAAAGUUGCCCAUGAAAUAGGAUAUAUAAAUGAUCAUAAAAUGAGACUUUUGGAUAAAUAUUUGGAUGAAGGAAAUAAGUCAAAUAUAGGGAUACUCACCUUAGACAAUUACAUAAUUUUGCCUGGGGGCAAAGAAAUUUUCUUUUUAAAUGCGACAGGGUUCCAAGUUGGAUCAGGAAUUGUUUACUUAUUUUUAAUAGGACCAUUUUUUGAAGGGGUUUUCUUCCAGCAUUUGAGGCAGAUUGAUAAGCAUAAUCUAGAAGUCUAUCAUGAAAUGUGGGCAAGCAACUAUUUGCCUUAUGGCAUUACUGCGAUUAUGCUGAGAGGAGAAGCACAACAAGUAAUGAAUGAUGGAAAAGUGUGGGAUAAUAAACAAUUCGCCAUGAAGCCUAACUAUAAUAUGAUGGGAGACCCAGAUAAAUUGCUAUUAAAGUGGAGAAAUUGGUAUGCUCAGUUUUUUGAAGGAUGUGAAGAGGCAGAAAAAGCAAAAGAAAAGCUUAGUUGGUAA